AUGGUGCUGUUGAGCCCCUCAAUCAGCGCUCUUAAAGUACUUCUCAAUGUAUGUGAAAGGUAUGCCGAGGCCCAUGGGCUCAGAUACAAUGUUAAAAAGAGUGAGCUGUUGGUGUUCAAAUCAGGUUCCAAAACCUAUUCGACGCCACCAGUCACUCUAAACGGAACUGAACUGGAAAAAAUGACCAAGUUCAAGUAUCUGGGUCACUGGGUCACGGAAAAUUUAUCGGAUGACGUUGACUUGGAGAGGGAACGCAGGGCACUGGCGGUACGGUGUAACAUGCUGGCCCCUCUUGUUUUGCACAGAUGUUUCCAUGUUUCUCAAAUCGAAAACGUGACAGGUCUGACAGGCGACGCGAAACUAAUAGAGCUGGGAGGGCCGCCAUAUCUGUUGCCGUUGGUGCAGCGCGAUAAACUGUACGACCUCGCAAAGCUGGCUGGUUAUCUGCACCGCGACCCAGCCUUCAUAGCCGGUGCCGGGGCGGGGCCCUGGCCCUACAUCGGGGUUAACUGUGAGGGCAUUAUCAACUUAACUGUGAGCAACGGCACGGUGAAUCAGGGCACACGGAUCACGUCAGUGGAGCCGGUCGGCGCGGCCAAGGGCAACAGUGGCUAUCUGACGCGGCGCUUGCCGAACAACGAGACGCGGUCGGCGCUGCUUGGCAACUAUUUGCUCAGUGAAGGCAAGCCAGGAAAGGUGCUCAAAGUAGUGGUAAAGAAGCGUAUUGGUGAGGCCAACUUCAUCACGGCCAUCAGGGAGGCGUUGAAGAACCAUUACGGAGACAAAGUAGUCGGUCUGGGCGGCACGUUCGUGGUGCGCGCGGGCCGCGUCAAGCACCACGUAAUGCCGGACUUCUCCGCGACUCCCAUCUGCUCCGACGCCGAGGUUGACGCCUGGUUGCAUUACUUCGAGAUGCGCGCGCCCAUCACGCACGUCGGCACACUCGUCACCGGCGACCACGGCUUGGACCUGCGCGUGCAGCACUUCCACGGCUGGGGCGAGCACGGCGACGGCGGACACUACCACUACGACACGACGCCCGACGUCGUCGAGUACGAGGGCUACUUCGCGCUGGCGACCGCCGUCGUGCGCGUGGACCGCCCGGCGCACACGCACGCCGUGGGCCGCGACUAGCCGACGGCGCGUCGCUAAUGCGCCCUGAUGUCCACGAAAUGACAUUGCACUUUCAAAAGGAUGGGAUUCAAUAAAAAUCCGGAAAUAAUGACAA
This is a messenger RNA of Hyposmocoma kahamanoa, 1228 nucleotides long. RefSeq names its product ester hydrolase C11orf54-like. Bases 1 to 1134 code for a protein of 377 amino acids. The transcript is spliced from 6 exons. Gene Ontology annotation, molecular function: hydrolase activity, acting on ester bonds; zinc ion binding. The record is from RefSeq and is a predicted model, not a curated record. Gene Ontology annotation, cellular component: nucleus. Lineage: Eukaryota; Metazoa; Arthropoda; Insecta; Lepidoptera; Cosmopterigidae.